Penicillium mononematosum is the source of this 1323-nucleotide messenger RNA. RefSeq lists its product as uncharacterized. Bases 1 to 1323 code for a protein of 440 amino acids. The transcript has 9 exons. Gene Ontology annotation, molecular function: DNA-directed DNA polymerase activity. NCBI's taxonomy places the organism in Eukaryota, Fungi, Ascomycota, Eurotiomycetes, Eurotiales, Aspergillaceae. The record is from RefSeq and is a predicted model, not a curated record. Gene Ontology annotation, cellular component: nucleus; delta DNA polymerase complex. Gene Ontology annotation, biological process: DNA replication; DNA strand elongation involved in DNA replication; DNA synthesis involved in UV-damage excision repair.
AUGGACUCAAAGUUGUAUCUGGCUGAGAAUGUUCUCAAUGAGCGGCGCCCUGUCACAUAUCGCCUAUUGAGCCGCGCGCUCAAAGUGCACGCCAAUCGCGCCAAACAGAUCCUUUUUGAAUUCCACCGUAAUGAGAACGCGAAGAAGCCACAGACCGUCCACGCUACCUACGUCAUCUCCGGUAUCCAGAAAGCGCCCGAGCCGGUCCCUACGAACGGCCAUGCAGACGAUGAAGAUGAGAUGAUGCAGAGUAGCCCAUACUUGCCAAGCUCAAUGCCGAAUCAGGAUACAACCUCGGACUCAAUUCGCACUGCCUCGAUCGUGUUAGCACGCGAGGAAGACCUGGAAGAUGCGAAAUCAACAUUUCAGUCGAUAUCUACAAUCCAUGUCUACAGUCUCCAGCCUACGGCUCUACCGGAUUUGAAUGUGUUGGUUGAUGCCAACCGGGAGAUCUUGAGUACACACGGGCAGGAGGAUCCAUUGGAGUGUGGGAAGCAAUGGGGUAUGAUCCAAAAUCGGAACGUCAAGCGGAGGACUGGCGCGCGCCCACCGCCGCCUGCAGCUCCAGCCGUGAAGGCGCCGGGUGCCAAGGCAUUGAAGCCUUCGACAGAGUCGACGGUGCCCGCUAAGCGGCCGCUGCAAAAGGAAGAAUCCCCAGCGAAGACGGAAGCUAUCAAAUCCGAUGAACCGAAGUCUGAGCCAUCCUCUGCUGCCAACUCCCAGACAUCCUCAAAGCCUUCAGCUAAAGCUGCACCAGCAAAGCAAAAAGGCAAUCUUUUCAGCUCUUUUGCCAAGGCGAAGCCAAAGACCAAGGCAUCAACUCCCGCAGAACCGGCCGCACCGAGUGCAGAAGAUGUCGUGCUUGACGAUGCCUCUGAAGAAGAGGCGGAAGAAUUGUUCCCUGAUAGUACCGAUAAAGUAGCAGCAGCAACCCGUGAAAACAGGAAAGAGCGUGAGGAUAAGCUCAAGAAGAUGAUGGAUGAUGACGAUGACGAUGAUGAGGCUGACGACGAAGAUAUGCCCGAUGCCGAUGACGAGCCACGUGAGCCCACGCCCGUUGAGCAACCGCCACCAUCAAAGCCGGCGGAACUUAAAGAAGUGACCGUACAGGGCGGCCGGCGGCGGGGCAAGCGGCAGGUCAUGAAGAAGAAGACGGUCAAGGACGAAGAAGGAUACUUAGUUACCCGGGAAGAAGCAACUUGGGAGUCUUUCUCCGAGGAUGAGCCGGUGCCUAAGAAGAAGCCCGCAGUCAAUGUUCCCAAGGCCAAGGCUGGCAAAGCUGCGGGACAGGGUAAUAUCAUGUCUUUCUUCGGGAAGAAGUGA